Messenger RNA from Parnassius apollo (apollo), 789 nucleotides. Lineage: Eukaryota; Metazoa; Arthropoda; Insecta; Lepidoptera; Papilionidae. The record is from the annotation of a GenBank genome assembly.
AUGAGUUCAAGAAAAAGACGAUUGUGCAGUAAUGAAGAGAAUAUCGUGCAAUGUAGCGCUGUUGAAAAUAUAGAAAAUGUAACGCUACAAGAAAAUCAAUUUCACAGCCAACAACUUCAUAUUUAUGAACAGCGUAAUGAAUGCAUUACUCCCGAAGUUAUUCUACACAGAAACACAGGAAUUCCUGGCGAUGGUAAUUGUCUAUUCCACUCGCUCAUAAGUGUUUUGCAACUUCAAAUUGAGAGUUGUGACUUGAGAAAUCAGUUACGCGAUUCACCCUAUUUAAACUCCUGCCACAAUCCGCAAGAAGCAUAUAACAUUCUAUCAAGCAGUAAUGAUUACGGAGAUUUGGAUUGUUUGUACUUAUUCUCAAAAAUGUACAAUCAAAAUAUUUGUGUACAUUAUUGUUUUUACAACAUAACUACAACGAAUGAAGACACUAUCUUUUGUCAUUUUAAAGCGAAUGAUGCACAAAACUGGAUUCAUCUUCAUCUUCGUGAACAACAUUUCACACCUUUUUAUGAAGUAUCAGAUUUAUUGGAGACAGUACAAGACGCUACCCAAAAUGAAGCCCAUGUUGAUGCCAAUAUUGAACUAUUGCGUGAUAAUUAUGAUGAAGAUCCUACCGAAGAUAACCAUAACAAUCAUGAAAAUGAAAUUGAGAUUGAUAGAGAAGAUCGAAUUGGUGAAAAUACUAUGGAUUUUAUUGAUGAUGGUACUAAUCCAGUUUAUACAAAUUAUCGUAAACACAGUACAAGUCAUAUUGAUUUUACUAGAAUUUACGAGUAA